UGUUUCCUGUUGAAAAUGUCUGUGUAAUGUAGAUAAAUGUGAGGGAUUUUCUCUCUAAAUCCGUCUCCUGUUCGCUAAAUCUCACUUCUCCAAAACGAGCCUGCGCAAUGGAACAAAGUCGGAAUAUUGAGAUGUGACAUUGCCCGCAUCUCAUCCUCUUUCUCCCCGUUUUUUAAUGACUUCAAACAAGUUCAUUUUCGCCGGGCUUUAUCGUGCGGAGACCCGUGGGGAUGCCUUGCGCUCAUUCCUUUCAGUGGCAUUUAUGUGAUGUCUUCAAGUGUGCGAUGUGCUGUAUCUCCUGUAGCCACACCCUCUCACUACUGCUGUGCGUCCUCACCCUGACUCCGACGGCAACAGGGGCGGGGCCAGAGACCCUGUGCGGGGCGGAGCUGGUCGACACGCUGCAGUUUGUGUGUGGAGACAGAGGCUUUUAUUUCAGUAAACCAGUAGGCUAUGGCAACACACGGCGAUCACAUAACCGUGGCAUUGUGGACGAGUGCUGCUUCCAAAGCUGUGAGCUGCGGCGCCUGGAGAUGUACUGUGCACCUGCCAAGACUAGCAAGGCAGCUCGCUCUGUGCGUGCACAGCGCCACACAGACAUGCCGAGAACACCUAAGGUUAGUACUGCAGGGCACAAAGUGGACAAGAGCACAGAGCGUAGGACAGCACAGCAGCCAGACAAGACAAAAAACAAGAGACCUUUAUCUGGACAUAGUCACUCAUCCUGCAAGGAGGUGCAUCAGAAGAACUCAAGUCGAGGGAACACAGGGGGGAGAAAUUACCGAAUGUAGGGAAGGAGCGAAUGGACAAAUGCCCAGCGACGUGGGAAGAGAGAAGGGAGUGGCCUUACCUGGUACCCCUGUGGAAUGGUUCACUGUAAAUCAAAACAAAGAGGAUGCUAACAAUGGUCCGAUAAGCUCUGCAAAAUGAUAGAAACCUGGCAGUUAAAGUGCUGUUUAAGGGUUUGAUGAGGGAUAUUCUGAUUACUUUAUACACUGCACCAUUCCAUAUUGGGAGGAAUUCUUUGUUAAUGCAAUUUAACAGACUAGUUUAGCUGCUGAGACACGAACAAGAGCUUAUUAUACCUCCAUGUGUGAGCUGCAGCAUCCCCUGGCUCCAGGAAGGUGGGAACGCAUCUGGGCUUCAGCCAAUCAGAGAGCAGCAGGCUGUGUAUGAGAAUCAGUGGUCCAUCCUGUCCCCUGAAUUUUGAGGAGGUAAAUCCUACACUGAGAGGUUUGUCUGUGCUUGGCCAUUCACUCCUUCGGUAAGACAGGAUACAUUUUCACCGAGUCACAUGUAACGAUUACGAUCCCAAUUAAAUCUGAUUAGACCUCAUGUCGAAAGAGUUUUCUUUGGCAAUUGUGACAAAAAUGAUGGCUACAACGGUGUUAUGCAUCAUGCAUUACUGAGGAU
Molecule: messenger RNA, 1413 nt
Organism: Myripristis murdjan (pinecone soldierfish)
Lineage: Eukaryota; Metazoa; Chordata; Actinopteri; Holocentriformes; Holocentridae
Gene: igf1
Product: insulin-like growth factor 1
Exons: 5
Coding region: 231-791 (186 amino acids)
Biological process (GO): cell population proliferation; regulation of protein phosphorylation; positive regulation of phosphatidylinositol 3-kinase/protein kinase B signal transduction
Cellular component (GO): extracellular region
Molecular function (GO): insulin-like growth factor receptor binding; growth factor activity; hormone activity
Source: RefSeq, a predicted model, not a curated record